Messenger RNA from Parasteatoda tepidariorum (common house spider), 825 nucleotides. The record is from RefSeq and is a predicted model, not a curated record. Lineage: Eukaryota; Metazoa; Arthropoda; Arachnida; Araneae; Theridiidae.
UCAUCUGUUUUUUUCCUCAUAAGGUGAGGAAUAUGAAACUGGCAAUUCUUCUAAUAAUCGCUGUCUGCGUUGCUGUUGCUAAUGCGGCUGUCUGUGACGAAAUGGUCUGCCGGAGGAUAGUGUGUGGGCAACCCGAGUGCCCCAUGGGAUUCAAGUUAAAGAGGAAUGGUGGCUUUUGUGGAUGCUGUGACAACUGUGUUAGAGUCCUUAUGGAAGGAGAAGCAUGCAAUCCAAGCGAUUCACCCGGAGGACUGCCGAACGAACACGGCAUGACAAAUAGUGAUCCUGAAUGUGGAUUGAAUUUGUUCUGCGAACGUAAAUCCAAAACAUGCGCCAGAAUAUUCUAAUGGAAAUCUUUUAUUCUUAUCUACACCUUUUAGACAAAUUUUUUAAUGUGACGGAACAAAUUUUUUCUCAUUCAAAAAUAAAUAAAAAAUUUAAAGAUCUCACAGAUUUUUUUGGAAAUCGGAAUUAUACAUUUUAUAUAAGAAUUUGAAAUUGGCAACUCAAUGAAGUUUGGUCAUUUAGUGCUCGUAAACCCCCCCCCCCAAAAAAAAAAUUAGGAAUCACUAGAAUCUCUCAAAUAAUGCUGAUUUUACACGGGAUCGGACAUUCAACAAUCUACGUACUAUCCUGAUAUAAAAUUCCCUUUCUGAAACAGUGAAUUGAUUCUUGUAAUUUCUAAUUCAUUCACCAAUUUAUACUUGCUCUGGGUAUCCAAAAUUAUUGCAAUGAAAUUAUCAACAUUAAUUAGGAGCUAUUUAUGAACUAUCAAUUAUUUAUCUCACCAUGUUAUUCAAACUAAUAAAAUAGUUUUUUAUUUGA